Molecule: messenger RNA, 1105 nt
Organism: Pseudonaja textilis
Lineage: Eukaryota; Metazoa; Chordata; Lepidosauria; Squamata; Elapidae
Product: estradiol 17-beta-dehydrogenase 11-like
Cellular component (GO): lipid droplet
Molecular function (GO): steroid dehydrogenase activity; oxidoreductase activity, acting on the CH-OH group of donors, NAD or NADP as acceptor
Source: RefSeq, a predicted model, not a curated record
GCAAGUGCAAUAAAAGUCCUCCCAACAGUCUGUGAAAUCACAUUUGUAGAAGAAAGCAAGAAUGCAUCCCAUAUUAGAUUUCCUCUGGUUUGCAGUCUUUGCAACCUAUUGCUAUGUUGAAGCUUUGGUGAAAUGUUUUAUUCCUGUGAAGAGAAAAUCUGUGGCUGGUGAAAUUGUCCUUAUCACUGGAGCUGCAAAUGGCAUUGGAAGACACACAGCCUUUGAAUUUGCCAAACAAAGAAGCCGAUUGGUUCUCUGGGACAUAGACAAGUCUGGCAUCGAGGAAACAGCUGAAGACUGCAGAAAGUUGGGAGUCGAAGCAUAUCCUUAUGUGGUGGACUGCAGUUUGAAAGAGGAAAUCUACAGUGCGGCUGAGAAAGUAAAAAAAGAUGUUGGAGAUGUUACUAUUUUAGUGAAUAAUGCUGGUGUGGCAGCAACAGGGGAUCUACUUUCUACCCAGGACAAGCAAAUACAAAAAAUAUAUGAUGUCAACAUUCUAGCUCAUUUCUGGACAAUAAAAGCUUUCCUGCCAGCUAUGAUGAAAAAUAACCAUGGUCAUGUUGUCAACAUUGUAUCAGUUGCUGCACUUGUAUCAACUCCUUUUCUGGUGACUUAUUGCUCAAGCAAGUUUGCUGCUUUAGGGCUUCACAAAGGCUUUUCCAAAGAGUUGCUUGCUUUGGGAAAAGAUGGGAUCAAGACUACCUGCUUGUGUCCAUAUUUUGUAAGCACUCCGCUUGUAAAAAACAUAGAGUCAAGAAUAAUACCUGUUCUGAAGCCUGAGGCAGUUGCAAAGAGGCUCAUGGAUGGGAUACUCUGCAAUCAAAAGAUGAUCGUUAUGCCGUCGCUGGCUUCGAUGUUCUCUUUGGUGGAAAUAAUUCUUCCUGAGCGUGCUUUGGUGGCUUUGAAUAAGAUUUUGAGUAUCAAAUUCGAUGUGAAGAAACAAGAAUGACUCAAAGUAUCAAAUCUUCAGAAGCUUUCCAAAUUUUAGAUCAUGUGCAAUCAUGUUUCUAAUAUCAUGGUUUUUUACUUCUUAUGUAAACUGCAAAAGGAAUUCCAAGCACUAUUCUUUGAAAAUCAAUAUUAAGAUAUCUUUUUCAAGUACUGG